UCCAGAGACCACAGCAGCAGCCGCGAUGCCAAUCGACCGUGGGACACCCGAAUGCUGGCUUGCCGUCCCACCGGGACACAGCACGGGGGGAACGGGAUCAUCUCUCUCCCGCAUUCACAGAUUUCACAGCUUCCCUCAAAGACGCCCAUUCCGUCACCACCGCGCCAACCCUCCCCUCCCAUUGACGCAAACCACCCUCUUCCUGCAAGCCCUGAACCCCCCCACAGAUGUCAAAAAAGGAGAUGCCGGCGGGCCCUCCGGAUUCGUACCGUUCCGCGUUUGGGGGCCCAUUACGUCGGCACCUACGACAUAGCGCCGCCCCUCCUUCCUUCCCGUCUCACCCUCUCGGCGUGGGAUACCGACCUCAGUCGAUCGCGGAAGCGUGCCGGGCCUGUGCCGUAGUCAGACACGCUUCAACCCCGAAAUCCCUCAUCUCUAGAUCUACAUCACAGUCUUACGAACCCUCCAAUUGGCACACCUUUCAAUCCCUUUCCCAGAGAUUGAAUUGGAUCGUUACAGUAGUCAUCACGUCGAAGCAGCAACGAGGCACGUGUGGUCCCUGCCUCCACUCCCCACAACCUGACAAUCCAGAGCCAGAGCCAGAAAGGCAGGUGUCUCACGUCCCCAGAUGCAAAAACCCCAGUCCCCAUUGGCCUCUCUCACACCGUUGUAAAGCCGGUCCUUUCACCGCGAAUCCUCUGUUUCGUUUUUGGGAAAACAUAACCAGUGCAAUUGGGAUCUUGAGGCACGGUGUUUGCCUGACCCUGCUUGAGGGAUUCCAAGAAAACGUGAGAUGUGGAGAGAGCGAUGCCCCCCCUUUCCCAAUGAUCCAGAGCACGUGUUUUCCUCCAUGCCCUGCCCUCCUGAGCCCAGACGUUUCGUCUCCAAUCCCAGGAACGGAAACCAAAGAAUCCCACGAUCCCAAACAAAGUGCAGAUACUCCAAGGACUGAUCCCCAGACCGUAGUACGAUGAUAGCAGAGCCUUGUCUGUUUCAACCCUUCCUUCCCUUCCAUUCCCCUCACUUUCCUAUCUCUCUUCCUUGUAACACUUGGGGCACGUUCUAGACACAUGCUCUCACCACGAAAGGCAGGUGCGCUACCCCCCCUCCUCCCCAUCCAAACCAAUGCCGGUACCUAAGUCCCUAUCAUCGGUCUCUCCGUGAGUAUCUCUUUUAGCGCCAGGACCCGUUCUCCCCCGCGCUUGCUGUGCUGUACUGUACUGUACUGUACCUUACCCUACCGCCCCUAUCAGGAGAGUGAGGGACUAAGUCCGGUGUCAGCGUGGGGGCGGGGCGGGGGGUUCUCC
Molecule: messenger RNA, 1307 nt
Organism: Hyaloscypha bicolor E
Lineage: Eukaryota; Fungi; Ascomycota; Leotiomycetes; Helotiales; Hyaloscyphaceae
Exons: 1
Coding region: 228-974 (248 amino acids)
Source: RefSeq, a predicted model, not a curated record